Messenger RNA from Harpia harpyja (harpy eagle), 10461 nucleotides. RefSeq names its product AP2 associated kinase 1 (gene AAK1). Gene Ontology annotation, molecular function: ATP binding; protein kinase activity. Gene Ontology annotation, biological process: protein phosphorylation. The record is from RefSeq and is a predicted model, not a curated record. The transcript is spliced from 22 exons. Lineage: Eukaryota; Metazoa; Chordata; Aves; Accipitriformes; Accipitridae. Bases 457 to 3285 code for a protein of 942 amino acids.
CGGGGGCGGCGCUCCCGCCGGCAGCCGGGACUUCCUGUGACAGCCCAUUUCCUGGUCGGAUGGGGCCGGCGGGGGGCGGCGGCAGCGGCGGCGGGGGUCGGUCCCUGACGGGCUCGGUGGCCGCCGGGAGCUCCGCCAGGCAGCGAUGCGGGCCCCGGGCCCUGCCGGCAGGCGGUCUCCGCCGUGACCCGCCGCGGGUCAGCCGGAGGGGCUGCGGCAGGCAGGCCGGCCGGCCCUGGGCGCCGCUGCGGGGGUGCAUGGAGGCACCCCCCGCCCGCAGAGAGGUGUGAAUCCCCCGGAGGACAGCGCGCCUGCUCUGCUUGGCCCCCACGAGGCGAGCGGCCCCGGGUCCCCCCUCGCCGGCCUCGGCCGGGCUGCAGGAGGAACAAGGAGAGGGGCUUGGGACCUUAAAAAUAGCGUCGCCCCCAUAACCAGGCAGCUGCUGUCUCCUGAGAAAUGAAGAAGUUUUUCGACUCGCGUCGGGAGCAGGGUGGCUCUGGCCCCGGAUCGGGCACCAGCGGCGGUGGCGGCGGCAGCGGUGGCCCGGGCAGCGGGUACAUCGGCAGGGUGUUCAGCAUCGGCCGGUGCCAGGUGACGGUGGACGAGGUGCUGGCGGAAGGAGGAUUUGCAAUAGUGUUUCUUGUGAGGACUAACAAUGGAAUGAAAUGUGCCCUGAAGCGGAUGUAUGUCAAUAACGAGUACGACUUGCAAGUCUGCAAAAGAGAAAUCCAAAUCAUGCGGGAUCUAUCUGGCCACAAGAACAUUGUUGGAUACAUUGAUUCCAGUAUAAACUCAGUAAGCAGUGGUGAUGUAUGGGAAGUGCUGAUACUAAUGGACUACUGUCGAGGAGGUCAAGUGGUGAACCUCAUGAACCAACGCCUGCAGACAGGGUUCACGGAGAAUGAGGUCCUGCAGAUCUUCUGCGACACCUGUGAAGCUGUAGCCAGGUUGCAUCAGUGUAAAACGCCAAUAAUCCACAGGGAUUUGAAGGUUGAAAACAUCCUGCUGCAUGAUCGCGGGCACUAUGUCCUGUGUGACUUUGGAAGUGCUACUAACAAAUUCCAGAACCCUCAAACAGAAGGGGUGAAUGCGGUAGAGGAGGAGAUCAAAAAGUACACUACGUUAUCCUACAGAGCACCAGAAAUGGUCAACCUGUAUAGUGGCAAACUUAUUACUACAAAAGCAGACAUAUGGGCCCUUGGCUGUUUACUGUACAAGCUGUGUUACUUCACCUUGCCAUUUGGGGAGAGUCAGGUGGCAAUCUGUGAUGGCAAUUUCACCAUUCCAGAUAAUUCUCGGCACUCGCAAGACAUGCACUGCCUCAUCCGGUAUAUGCUUGAGCCAGACCCUGAUAAGAGACCUGAUAUUUAUCAGGUCUCCUACUUUGCAUUCAAACUGGCAAAGAAGGAAUGCCCAGUCCAGAAUGUCCAGAACUCUCCGAUCCCCGCUAAACUCCCAGACCCGGUUAAAGCAAGUGAAGCUGCUGCAAAGAAGAGUCAACCAAAGGCCAGGCUGACAGAUCCCAUCCCUACAACAGAAACUUCCAUAGCACCUCGCCAGAGACCUAAAGCAGGACAGACACAACCCAACCCUGGAAUUUUACCCAUUCAGCCAGCCUUGACGCCUAGGAAGAGACCCACGGCUCAAGCAGCCAUUCAGGCACAAGUUGCGGGACCUGCUACCCUGGGCAGUGGUCAGCCUUCGCUACCUGCAAGUGUCCCCCAGCAAAAAGCAGCACCUCAACAGGCUCCAGCACAGCCACAAGCCAAGCAGGCGCCGGCUCCGCAGCAGGCCUCGCAGGCGCAGCCCCAGGUCCCUUCUACUCAGCCACAAGCCACACCUCAGCAUCAACAGCAGCUUUUCUUGAAGCAGCAGCUUCUGCAACAGCAGCAGCAGCAGCAGCAGGCUGCCUAUUACCAGCAGCAGCAGAUGAUGCAAGCUCAGCAGUUCCCAGUGAUGCAGCAAGGAGCGCCAGCACAGCAGCAGCUGAUGCAGAACUAUUACCAGCAGCAGCAGCAACAGCAGCAGCAGAUGAUGGCCCAGCAGGCAGCAAUGCAGCAGAAGACAGCAGCAGCAGCGGUUCAACAAAAGCAACAAGCCCCGGCGGCGCCGCAGCCCCAGGCCCAGCAAAGUGCAGCCCAGCCAGCGCAGCCACAGGAGCAAGUGAUGCAGGCACAAAUGAGGCAACAGCAAAAACCUCAAACCACGCCCCCCACAGCAGUGCAAGGUCAGAAGCUGGGCUCUCUCACCCCUCCGUCCUCUCCCAAGACGCAGCGUGCGGGACACAGGAGGAUUCUGAGCGAUGUGACCCACAGUGCGGUUUUUGGGGUUCCAGCCAGCAAGUCUACCCAGCUUCUUCAGGCAGCUGCUGCUGAAGCCAGUCUCAAUAAGUCCAAAUCUGCUUCCACCACACCCUCGGGUUCCCCAAGGACCUCACAGCAGAAUGUCUAUAACCCGCCUGAUGUCUCCACGUGGAAUCCGUUUGAUGAUGAUAACUUCUCCAAACUCACAGCUGAGGAGCUGCUGAACAAGGACUUUGCAAAGCUAGGUGACGGGAAAGCUCCGGAAAAGAUGGGCAGUUCCACAGAGAACUUGAUUCCAGGUUUCCAGCCGGCUUCAUCUGCAACCCAGGCAGAUGCAUUUGGUGGCUCUUCCUUCACUGCUGGAUCAGCAGCUGAAAAAACGAAAGACAUUCUGAGUUUGGACACUAGCCCUCCUCUUCUGACUGUGCCUGAUCCUUUCACUCCUCUCCCGUUAUCCGACACGCCAGAAAAACUCAUUGAGGGACUCAAAUCUCCUGAGACUGCGCUUCUGCUCCCCGAUAUCCUGCCUCUCGCUGACCCCUUCGGUAGCACAUCAGACGCUGUGAAUGGAAAACCUGACGUAGCUGUUGAGAGUCUCAUACCAGGCCUCGAGGCUCCAUUGCCCCAACGCCUUGUGUCACAGACGGAGUCAGUUGCCUCCAACAGAACAGACUCUCUCACUGGGGAAGACUCUCUGCUUGACUGUUCUCUGCUUUCUAACCCUGCUGCUGACCUCUUGGAUGAGUUUGCUCCCGUAGCUUUCGCAGCUCAACCUCACAAAGAAGAUACUAACCUGAUAUCAGGCUUUGAUGCUCCUGAGGGCUCUGAAAAAGUGACAGAAGAUGAGUUUGACCCAAUUCCAGUGUUGAUAUCCAAAAACUCACAAGGUGGGCAUUCUAGAAACAACAGUGGAAGCUCUGAGUCCAGUCUUCCCAACAUAGCCAGGUCUUUACUGCUGGUGGAUCAGCUCAUAGACCUGUAGCAGUGACACAGUAGCAGACGCAGUUUCUGUAACGUACCUAAUCCUCUGUUUUCAUUUCCAGAAGAGUUACCUUCAGUUGUGGUUCUUUGGGGCUUUUUUUUUUUUUUUUUCUUUAAUUAAAAGAAAAACAAAUCUGCCAACAGGAGACAGUCACCUUCCUUUCUCCCUGUCUUCCCAUGCCCUGGGAAAGAUUCUGUCUCAGUUCUCCAGGUAGUCCUCUCUAAAGCUGGUAAAAACCUGUUGUGGUUCCUUCUGCACCUGUCUUUAAUAGCCUAUGUCUAAAGGGAGCACCAUCCUUAGCCACCCUGCUGAGAUGUACACAUAGCACCAUGGAAAGCCUAACUGUAAAUUAAUUAGAUAAUUGUAGCUGAUGUAUGAUCCCUGCGUACAACAGACUCCUUUUUCCUUAGAGUAGUGUGUGAACAACUGUGUUUCAAUCUUUGCGUUUGUGUUUUUGGGUUUGGUUUUUGUUUUGUUCCUGUUUUCUGAUGAAUGGGCAGGAGGAAGGGGACAGGUGAAAUAAGUAGGGACGUCCCUCUCCUGCAGAAUACACGUUAGGAGAGCUGAUGUUUCUAAAUUGCCAGUAUAUGCUUCAGAGGAGGAGAAAGCACCCAAUUCCUCUGAAGUAGUCUUGCCUAGUACCUCUGGUGAUGGGUGCAUAUGAAGAGAGUUUUCCGGACUGCCCCCAGCUAAUGGUUUGCUGUUUAACAAUCCUGCUUGUGAAUGCACUACGCUUCCUUGGGGGAGGGGGAAAAAAAAAGAAAAAAGAAAAAAAGAAAAAAACAAACCCGAUUGUUAAAGCUGCAGAAAUGACCCUAAGUGAAAUAUAACAAGGUUUUGAACCAAAUACAUGUAAGUAUGGCUGUGACUAGCAUUUUGUUGACCUUUUUUGGAUGAAAAGGGCAUUGUGGCAGCAGCAGAUGUAUUUUCUGUGACUACUUUUCUGUGUUUGACUGGAAAAAAAGAAAAUCCCCCCAACCUACUGUAAAUUGUGUAUGAAACAAAUUGUCCUACGGUUGUUUGUCUAUUUUUAAUCCUGGUUUUAGUCAAGCAUCUGGUAUCUGUUCUGGGUUCCCUGUUUUUUCUUGUAACUGCCUAUAGUGCAAACCAGUUAAGUAUGGAACCAUUUGUUUCAGUAGACAAAGAUGACUGUGGACUUUAUUCCACUCUUAAGUCUUUGUGGAAUAAGCAUGCACUUGGUUCAGAUGGUUUGAAAUAAGUGCUGCUACAACUUGAUGGGUUUUACCUUUUCUUUUUCCCUUCACAUGCUUAGUUUGUCAACUAGCUGGAUACGCUAAGCUUGUUUUCAUUGGCUUAUGGUCAUGAAGUCCGGAAUUUCUAUCUUGUAUUUGAAAGCUCUUUCUGAACAGAAGGACUCUUCCUCUGUAGUGGAAUAAUUAAUAGCUUACUGCUAACCUUGUGUAUGUGUAUGUAGCUGUAUUAGUAAAAGUGCAGUUUCCCAUGUGCGAAAGUAUGAACGACUGAAAUAUGUAUGUACUGACCUCUCGCUAAGGAGGGAAAUCAAAGUUCGUGACUACUCCUUUCCUAUCUCCAGUCUCUCCGCUAUUCCCCCACCCCAACACUUAGUUUAACAAAUUCUGUAAAUAGAACUACCAUCAAUUGUGUCUGCUCUACAUUACUCUUCUUUUAAAACCUACACUUAAUAAUAAAAGUAUUGCUUAAGUGUGUUGUAUCAUUACAUGUGUAUACUGCACUUUCCAAGAGAAGCUUUACAUGAGAACUAUGGAAAUGACCUUAGUAAAAUUGUGGAUAGAACUUUAUUAUUUUUUUGUUUUAUAUUCCUAAAGCACAGGCAAGCUGGACUGGAAAACAUGAAGACGCUAUAGAUAGAAAGUUAUUGUAUAGUCAGAUACUGAGAUUAUAUGAAAAGAGAAUGGAUUUUAAAAAGUAACCAUCUACUGUAUAUUAGAAACAAAGAUUUCUGUGAAUUAAAGUACUUUUAAAGAAUGUUUAAGAUUUUAAAUCUAAUGGCACUUGUUCAAGGGUUCUGGAAAAAAUUAUAAAUGCACUGGGUUGUUAAUAAUGCUAUUAAAUAAGCAGAUGUGAAUGUUUAUUUUAUUGCUUUUUCAAGUAGCUAUUCAUGGAUCUGGGUGGGAAAUACAAUACAAUGGAAGCAUAUAUUUUUAGACAUGUCUAUUAUCUAGACCUCCUUCAUCAGAAAAUACUUGCCACUUAUUUGCAGAAUGAAUGGAAAAUGCGAGAGAGUUGAAAUGGGUGGAUAUUGGGGAUCAAUUUUAAGCUCUCCAAAAAAUGCGACUGUCCUACAGCUGUUAGGUUAGUGUUGGUGCGCUGCUCAAAAGUCGAGGAGUUUGUGUGAAAGCUGCCGCUGUGAAGGAACGAAUUGAACUUUCAUCCAGUGUCUGCAUGGGAGACAUUUGGUACCCAGCAUUCCCAAAAUGGUGUAAGAAUGAUUCUCUCUCAUAGCUAUGGUUGGAGCCUUGUUUCAAGCCAUGGGAGAUGUUUCUGUCCCCUUUUAAGGGUCGUAGGGUCAGGUGUGGUUAAGUAUUAUAAUAGAAACCUACAGUCAGCAAAAUCACAGCAGAGUGAUUCUCCUCUCUGCCCGGUGUGUGCUGGUCAUUCAUGUCGGGAUGACGGAGGAGCCUUUCUGUCCUAACAGGCUGGAGCUUGUAGUAGUGUUCUUGGCAGUAACUAUUUUGGUGGAUCCUCCUGAUAGGAUACUACAAAUGCAACCACAGUACACAGAACAAUUUCCUUUUGAGUCAAGGUUGUGCUUUGGAUGCAAGAAUAAAUUCUGGUUUUGGGAUGGCAAGAUGUUCAAAUGAAUAGUUGAAACUUAGAUGUUGGUUCGCACUUAGUCUGGAGGGGGCUUGGGCUUUGAGCUGCCCCUGCCUUUGGAAAUCUCCCCAGUUCAUCUUUUAACCGGAUGAGCACAAGUGUCGCAUCCACAAUUCAGAAAUCAGCAAAUUUGUAUUAUAUCUGACAGUAUCCACUGCGUUGGGAGCAUCUGUCCCCAAACCAGAAGGUGCUGCAGCUUCCUGAAUUCUGGCUGCCCAAGUCUUCACAGGGUUCCUUGGGACUUGGCCAAGGAUGAAGGACUUGGCCAGGGCUGCAGGCACUGUGCAACCUGCUGGAGAAGUCUGAGAGAUAGGUGGAAGCAUCUUAGCACUGGUGGCUUUGUGGCAGACCUUCUCCAUCCUCUAACAGCCCACUUACCAGAAGUGAAUGGCAGCUUGAGUGAAUCUCUGUGUAGAGCAAAAUUAUUUUUGGAGGGGGCUUUUUGUAAGUAAAUGAAUGAUGGUGGCAUUGUUCAGCCUGAAAGCUCGCAGGAUAUUGCCUCCAGUGACUUUCUAAAACCACCUUAUUUAAAAAUAGAUAAAAAAACCCCAUUUGUUAUUAAAAUGAAAGUUCAGAUGCGAUUCAGACCAAAAACGGAGUUCAGCAAGUUUUGGGCUAUCCAAGCAAACAUAAAAUGUGGAGCAUGUGGGCCUCUGACUAUGGAAAAUAUCAUCAAGCACAUAGCGUGCUGCGCUAGCAUCUGAAGUGCGUGCAUGUCUGUAUGGAGUAAGAUAUUUUCUUUUUAGCCAAUGCAUUUUUCUAGUUCAGGAACUCUCAUGGGAAUCGGUCAGAGUUGGGGAGUAGCUGGCAUGGAUGUGGGGGAAGCGUGGAUGUGACGUGGGGGAGUGCUCUGAUGAAUGAGGCUUAUCAGUCAACUCAGUUACCAAUAGUUGGGUGAGACUAGUUCAUGUGACUUUUUUUAUUUUUCUUUUUUUUUUCCCCUGAGGUGUGUGGGCACUGCACAUUAAAAUUGUAUCACUCUAGCAGGAAACAUAGAGGUGGGGUGGCAGGGGCGGGGGGGGAGAUUUUCUUUGUAUUUGUUUUUUGUUCCUGUGUAAUUUCUGUAACUGAAAGAAGCGGUGCUCUGGGGACAGCCAUGCCUACGUACAGGAGCGCAGACUCCGUGCACGGCAUCAGAUCUCAUUGUUCCUUGGGAGGAAGGGUGGGUUGCUGCUUGGCUGGGGUUGUUUUAAGGACAUUACUGAUGUGUGAGACUUGUGCUCCUACACUCCACAGGAGGGAGUUUAGCCCCUAGAAACUCGCCUUAUGUUUUUCUUAGACAGUCACAGACUGCAUCUUAAAAAUGACUUGCAUACAUAACACUUCGCUUAUGCACAGGGCAAACGAGGGGAAAACCAAACGAUGCUGUUAGUCUCCAGUUGGUCAGUCUUGUUCAUAAACUGCUGGAAUGUGGUGUGUGGGGUUGGUGUGUUUAACACCUGCCCUGUCUCACUUUGCGUGGUGCAAAUGACUGUACAAGCGUGCCAAAACCAGAACAUUAAAUUCCUUAUCUUCUGGAACCAAAGAACCCUAGAUCUGCUCCCAUAUCUGCCACUGUGCAGUGACUUUGGGCAGAAAUGCUUGAUUCUGCUGUCCAAAUUGUUGUCUAGUGACAUAGUAAUGGUGAUGCUGACCUGUGGUGUUCUGCUUUGAUACCUCCUCACUGAAAACACUGUGUGGGGGUACUUCUGUGCUGUCGUUUAACGAUAUUGCUUCUAGGAAUCGGAAUCCAAGGAAAAACUCCACCGUUUCAAGAACAAAGGAAUGAGAAGUCUUUUGACCCUUUUCAAAUGCUAAACUAGUAAUCUUGCAUACUAGUAAUUGUGCUGAUUUUUAGCUACCUGUUACCAUAUGUUGAGACCUUCCUGUCUUUGGCUUGAUGAAAUCAGGAGAGUUAUUCGGUGGAAGUGUAGCUUUAGACUCUAGGAAUGCCUCUGUUUCCCCUAACUUUCUUGUUUGGGGCUCCAGAAAUGAGAUCAUCAUCUUGGUGACUGCUCUGCCUCCUUGCGGCCCCUUGUAAUAGGGAGAGUGAAUCUUUUAUAGCUUUCCUGUCAGUUAUUUCAGUACUUUGCCACUUCGGUGCACCGUUUUCUGUAAAAGAGGGGGGAACUCCACGUGUCAGUGCUCUAACUUAGGGUAAAUGGUCUUUUCUUCAGGUUGCUAUCUGAAUACAUGCAGGGUGUAUUCCUGGGGUACCAAGUGAUAAGCGUUUUUAUUACUAAGGUUCUUCCCGCAGAAAAGGAGCCUGAGUGUAGUUCAGGAAUUGUUUCUUUAGUAUGUAUAUUUGACCCUGCAAUAAAAAAAAUUAUACAUGAAUGUUGUACAAGGGUAAGAAGAAACCUCAUCUAUAAACUUAAGCUUCUGUAAAGAUUUUUAUGCUGUAAAGCUUGCAGCUGUUAGGAGUGUGCAUGCAUUAAAACCUGAGCAUUAAUUGAAAACGUAAGGGAUGCUUCCCCAUGAAGUAACACACAGAUCUCGGGAGUCCGGAGGAGGAGGGGACAAAAGAGGCAGCUGCCCCUUGACAGUGUCCAUCUUGGCAUAGGCAGAUGGUAGGAAAUGCUGCCUCUGCAAAAGAGGCAUCUCUUUUUGCAUGAGGGGUUGUGGGUGCUUUGUGUGUUGAUUCAAGCCAACCAUCUGCCUGUAUCUUUUCAGGCCUCUUGCACAGUGUGCCCUUAGUGUGAAUGGGAGCCGAGUCAUCACAGAGAAGGGGCAGGGCUUCAAACAAAAAGGCACUGUUUGAGUUUCGGGAGAUUUGUCCUUUACCCUCAUGCUGUUACCAGCUCAUGGAGUGACCCUUUCUCUCCUUUACUGUAACACAGAACAAAACCGCCAUGCCUUUUCAUGUGAAACCAUCCCUUGAAUGCUUCAGUCUCACUGGUCUCUGAUCUCAGACCUGACGAAGCAUCCGUCGGCACUGGCUAACUUAAAUUCUCAGUCGUCCUAAAAGUUAUGCAGCAUGUGCUUCUGAAAUAUUUGUCUGCAAAGCCUGUAGCUAUGGCUGCUUAUGGGAGUGCACUGACCUUGUCUCGUUAGCUCUAACCUGACCUUUACACAAAGGGGUUUGGGUUUUUUUGGUUUGAUUGCACAGUUUGGUGUCUAAGCAUAGCUCGGACCUUUUUUAACAUACGAGAUUUAACAACUGUGAGAGGAGAUGUCUAAGCCACUAUCUAGUUAGACAUGGACUUGGAUGUUAGCUAAAGUAAAAUGCUGGUAUGAUGUUGUCUUCCUUGUUGUAGUGACGCUGCCAUAGCUCCUUCUGGAACUGUCCCUUUGUUUUCUGCCAAAGGAAACAAGCUGAGGGAAUCCAAGAACGUGGGAAAGAAAAGGUGUCUGAGACCCGUUACUGUGGGAUGAUGUCUGGAAGCCAGGUCUUCCUCCUUCAACAUCAGAAAAAUAGAACAUGGGAGCAUAGAUGGUGCUCCUCUCUUGUCAGUAAAUCCCCAAACUUCUCAGGUAAUCCACUGUGUUUUACUAUUGCUGUGCCCAUUUUUGUUUUCAAAUUAUCAGGGCCCUUCCCUUCUUGCUGUAUUGCCUAGCACUUUUGAGUGAAACCAGCUCUUAACUGAAGGCUGGAACAAGUUCCUACCUAAGCAUCGCUUCAUUUUUUCCUCCCAGAGUAAUUCACAACUCCUGUACUGACCUUAGCAAGGGAGAAAACUGCUUCCAAGCAUUCGGUGCCCUUAUCACUUAUGAUGGGCAGAGAGAGCAAGAAAGCAUCGGAAAAAGUAAUUUUUCCAAAAAUAGAGCAUUCUGCCUAUCAUACAGUGCUUCCAAGUUCAGAGACGCUUGCUGCUCCUGUCCUAAGCAAAUGGGCUUAUAUCCUGUCAGCCUUUUUCUUCCUCUGUCCUAAAUGUCAUCACUUACAUGAACAUAGACACCUACUAAUGCAAGUAACUCUUUAAAAAGAAAAUUCUGAUCAAAUGACUUGUUUGUGCUGUUCUUGUGAAAAGUGGGUCAUUGGUUUGCAUUGGCAUAAUGUUCACUAUGAUAAAUGCCUUUUUCCAUCCUUGUUUUCCUGUACGCUGUAUUUCAGUGAGGACUGGGUAAUUCAGAGGCAUUUGCGUGAUGUGGCAACUGGUCUUGCUCUGCUUCAGCCUGUGUUCUCAAAAUCUCACAAUAAUACCUGGUAAAUAUAUAACCAGCCUCCUGGAAGAAAAACACCACCAUAAACAUACUGUUCCUGUCAUCUGAGAUUAGCAUCUAAGGUUAAACCAUUGCUGACAACAUAGGCUUCAGGAAAGAUAGAUAGUAUUUUUGUAGAGUAACUUAUACAAUGUUCACAUAUCUACACUGAUUUAUUUAGCAGUGUAAUGUAUCUAAGUGAAUAGUUUCCCAAUAAAUACCGAUUUUGAUGCCUAA